AUGAGCUCCAACAAGAAAGUGGCAAACGCCGUCGGUGCCAAAACGGCAAGAGCGUGCGACAGCUGCAUAAGAAAGAGAGCUCGCUGGUACUGUGCUGCCGACGAUGCUUUUCUCUGCCAAGCCUGUGACUCCUCCGUACACUCCGCCAACCAGUUAGCUCGCAGACACGAAAGGGUUCUCUUGAAAACGGCGUCGUCGCUCAAACCCACCGAUAAGGAUGAUCAAGUUUCUGUUUCGGACAACCCAGCAGCACCAUCGUGGCACCGUGGCUUCAGGCGGAAGGCCCGGACGCCGAGGCAGGGGAAGCACAAAUGCCAAGAAGGUGCCCGAAACCGGUUUCCUCAGGUGCCGGAAGUUGGGGCAGACGAUAGCAACUCGUAUGACGAGGAGAACGAAGAAGAUCAGCAGCAGCUUCUUUAUAGGGUUCCCGUAUUCGAUCCCUUUGUUGCGGAGAUGUGCACUGCUACCACUUCUGCUAAUUCUAAUGAAGAAGCAGUUGCUAAUUACGAAUUAGCUAAUACUGGUGAUGUUUCUAAAGUGAGCUCAUCAUCACCUAAUUAUAAUCAUAACGGUCAUGAUGGGUUUCUGCUUCCCAGUGACAUGGAUCUUGCUGAGUUCGCGGCGGACGUGGAUAGUUUGUUGGGCAAGGGGCUCGAAGAUGACGAGUGUUUUGGGAUGGAAGGAUUGGGGUUGAUGGAUUCUAAAGAAAAUGAAUCGAAUUGUAGAGUAAAGCUUGAAGAUGAGGAGGAGGAGGAUGAGGAAGGGGGCACGGGAGGUGCCAAUUUUAUGGGGUGUGAAUUAGGUGAGACGCCGGAGAUUGAUAUGAUGAGAGAGCCGUUUGUGUUGAACUUUGAAGACUAUGAUGACUCGCCGCAGUCGUGCGGCGAACAGGAUGACAAACUGGGAGUGGGAAUGAUGGAUAAUACUUACAGUGGAGAUCAUCAACAACAUGAGGAGGUGCAUGCGGGUGCAAGUAAAAGCGGCAAGAAGAAGGAGAUAUUUUUGAGGCUGGACUACGAGGCAGUGAUUACAGCCUGGGAUGGCUCUCCGUGGACCUCCGGUGGUCGCCCUGAUUUCAACUCCGAAUGCUUGCCUGACUGCAUGGGUGUAUGUGGAACUGAACUUCAUUUCCCAUACGGAGAUCUGAACGGGCUAUGGGUACACCCGGCAAUGGCGGACGGAGGGAGAGAGGCGAGGGUGUCAAGGUACAGAGAAAAGAGGAGGACAAGGCUGUUCUCCAAGAAAAUAAGGUACGAAGUGCGGAAGCUGAAUGCUGAGAAGAGGCCAAGAAUGAAGGGGAGGUUUGUGAAGAGAGCAUCCUUUGCAGGAUCUGCUUUUCCUGUGCUAACCAAAUGA
Messenger RNA from Prunus armeniaca (apricot), 1356 nucleotides. The record is from the annotation of a GenBank genome assembly. Lineage: Eukaryota; Viridiplantae; Streptophyta; Magnoliopsida; Rosales; Rosaceae.